Sorghum bicolor (sorghum) is the source of this 2000-nucleotide messenger RNA. Its product is annotated as calumenin. Gene Ontology annotation, molecular function: calcium ion binding. Gene Ontology annotation, cellular component: endoplasmic reticulum. The transcript has 7 exons. Lineage: Eukaryota; Viridiplantae; Streptophyta; Magnoliopsida; Poales; Poaceae. The record is from RefSeq and is a predicted model, not a curated record. The coding region runs from base 421 to 1599 and encodes 392 amino acids.
UAGAGACCUUCAUUUUACUUUGACAAUGCGUGUCACUUCUUCGGGCAGUAAUACAAUGCAGCAUGUACAUGCUCAGCAUUGGUUAUCUGGACCAUCCAAAUGUGCUCUGAGAUUCGUGCUGCUGCACUUCUCUCAACUGUGUUCACACUUCUCCCUACUGUUUCACACAUCUCGAUGCAAACGGUAUAGAUAAGCAAUGGCCAACAUGUAGACCAAAAAACUGCUUCCUUCUUCGGGCCACGUCUGGGACACUGAUUGGCUCAACGGUACCUUUGCCAUGUCACCGCUAAGCGGGCUUCGUGGCGGACUGCUUGCUAAACCGCACCCGUUGGGGAGUACGAGUUAAACGGGUCCAAAUCUCGGACCCGCAAACGGACCUCACCCACCCGUCGCUCGCUCGAUCUCACCGUCUCGACGGCGAUGGCGCCGGCGUCGGCAGCGGCCUCGGCGGUGCGGAAGUCUCCGGUCACCGUUCUCCUCCUCUACGUAGCGUGCGCCUUCAUCCUGCUGCUGCUCCUCGCCUCCUACUCGCCCGGCCUCCAGCCCCACCACGCCCACGGCCGCAGCCUCCACCGCCGCCUCAAGCUCCACCCAAAGAGCUACCCAUCAUCCGGCGCUGCCUCCGGUGGGAACGGGGGGCAACAGGAGACGCACCACCAUGCGGCCUCCUUCGACCCGACCAUCGCCGAGCUGGAGCGCCGGCUGGACGACAAGGAGUGGGAGCGCGAGCACUACAGCCUCCUCCACGGCGCCGAGCCGGAUGACCACAUGAAGGAGUGGGAGGAGUUCCUCAAGGAUGAGGAGGACUUCAUCAACGACGACGAGCGAUUCAACGUCGCCGACCGCAUCCGCGAGCUCUUCCCCAAGAUUGACGUCGCCCCGCAGGACGGAUUCGUCUCCCUCGACGAGCUCACCACCUGGAACCUCCAGCAGGCCAGGGCCGACCAGCACCAUCGCUCCGCUAGGGAGAUGGAGCUCUACAACAAGGACGGCGAUGGGAUAGUCUCAUUCGAGGCCUUCAAUGCGCUGCGCCAAGAAUCCCAUGGAGAGGGCAAUAUGCUGGGGUUCCAAUGGUGGAAGGAGGAGCAUUUCAAUGCCUCAGAUGCAAACGCUGAUGGCUUCCUUGAUAAAGAUGAGUUCAAUGAUUUCCUUAAUCCAAGUGAUUCGGAUAAUCCCAAAAUCAUCAAUUUGCUCUGCAGACAAGAAAUAAGGCAGAGGGAUAAAGAUGGUGACGGAAAGUUAAACUUUGAAGAAUACUUUAGUGCGCUAAAUGACCAUAUACAUGGUUAUGAUGAUGAGAAUGCAGAUAUUUCCCAUAUUGGGAACGUAACAGUUGCGAAGGAUCGGUUUUCCAAACUUGACAAAGAUAAUGAUGGGUUUAUUUCGGAGCAUGAACUAGAGCCUGUUCUUGAUAAGCUCUAUCUUUCCGAGCGCUAUUAUUCUAGACAGCAAGCCAUCCAUGCUAUUUCAGAGGCAGACAAAGAUCAUGAUGGGAGGCUAACUUUGGAAGAGAUGAUUGAGAACCCCUAUGCAUUUUAUGGCAGUGUUUACCUUAGCGAUGACGACGACGAAGACUACUUCCACGAUGAAUUUCGCUGAGAUAUGUGUAGGUAGACGAUUGUUAGUAUCCUGACCACGCAAGGAACAUAACAGAUGAGCAUCAAGGUGCACAGAUAGGAUCGAAGCGUCUAGCAUGCCAUGUGAAUCCCGGGCUGGGCUGCUGACAGAGUUAGGAACUAGUUUUAGCCGCUUGGUUCUUCAAGUUUUUUUUUCUGUUGGGUUAAAUGAAGUGAUGACAGCAUCCUAGUACCGGCCAGUGAUGGAUGUUACGUGGCAAGUUGUUCACCUUUAUCUAGGCUGAGCUGGCUUGUCUCCAUCCUGCAGAAUGCAUGUAGUCCAGGAGAACAAUGAGUGGAACGUCAUCUCGGUGGCGAACGGAUUAAAAAAUCUAACAUGGAACAUGUUGUUUGGUGUCUGAAAUAUAUGAAUUCAAUUAUUUC